AGCCUCUGUCAGGCGGAGGGAAGCCGCAAGUGUUGGGGGCUGGAACGGUACCGGAGAGAGACAGGAAAGGCCCUGAGACGCAAAGAUGCGGGGGUGCAGAUGGGUGGGAAGAGGCAGAUUCCGUGGGAGUUAAGAGGUGCAAGCCUAAUCCAGACUCAUUCGCCUUCACUUCCUACCGGGGAGUGUGUUGGGGGCGGCAGAACUAAUCCCUAAUUCUCACAGGGGAGGUGGAGCAUUAGACUCACCUGAGAGGGGCUUUGCCAGCAUACACCUGCAGCCCUUCUCUCGGUUCCUACGCCCCUCUGCUCUCUACCCCAUUUUACCAAUAGAAAAACUGAGGCCGCUCCCUCCGAUGCCACUCGGAAAGGAGAGUCUUGGAGUGGUGGUCAGAGGCCCCGGGCCCACUCCCUGCCACCUCUAUCGACCUCAGUUUCCCCAUUGUACAAUGAUGCGGAAGGCCAGGCUGGACAGUUCCAAGCAAGGGACAGGCAGGACCAGGAAUCGCUGGUUCCAGGAGCCUCCAUCGCCGCCCCGUCUCCUUAUUCAUAGUCUGAAUCUUGUGUUUCUUCUGAGCGAGGAAUAAGGGAGGGGAGGGCGGAGCUGGGGCCGUGCCUCCUGCUGGAUGAGUCACCUCUCUCUGGGGGGGCCUAGGGUGGCCCCUCUUCCAGCCUGUCAUGUAAAAUGCUCAGCACAGUACAUACCCGUUGCUAUUAUCAUCGGGGAAGAGCAGGGACCAGGGACCGGGGGUGGGAGGGAACCCUUCCCUCGCUUAGAGAUGAGGCUGGAGGACAGGACCCGGCUGGAAGCCCUUCAGUGGGGCUCAGGGUGGGGGCUGGUGAGGAAAGAGUUAAGUCUAGGCUCCGCCCCCUGCAGGAUUAAUUGAUCGCCGCGGCGAAGCCAGCCGCAGCCCUGGAGGGAGAGUGAGUCCCGGCAACCAAUCAGAUAAGAGGACGGCUUCGGGCAAGACUCCUAUUGGCUUACUCCUAUUCCCUCCGGAGAAAGGAGAGCUCCUUUAAUAAGCGCCUACGCUCUGCUGGGCUCUAAACGGAGCUUCCAGGAACCUAGCGCGGUGGAAUAGAUGAUGAGAUUCAGAGAGGGACAGGGAGUUGCCCGCAGCCACACAGCUCGUCCUCAGACUGACCCCUUAGUCCUGUUUCCUGUCCAUUCCCACCAUGGCCUUCUGGAUACAGCUAAUGCUGCUGCUUUGGAAGAAUUUCCUGUAUCGCAGGAGACAGCCGAUCCAGCUCUUGGUGGAGUUGAUGUGGCCUCUCUUUCUCUUCUUCAUCCUGGUGGCGGUCCGCCAUUCCCACCCCCCACUCGAGCAGCAUGAAUGCCACUUCUCCAACAAGCCGCUUCCUUCAGCCGGUACCAUCCCUUGGCUCCAGGGCCUCAUCUGCAAUGUGAACAACACCUGCUUCCCCCAGCCCACGCCCGGCGAGGAGCCUGGCGUCCUCAGCAACUUCAAGGACUCCCUGGUCUCCCGGUUCCUGGCCGAUAUGCGCACUGUCCUGGGGAGCCCCAGUGCCCGCAGAAUGCUGGCCAGUCUGAGGAAGCUGACGCCUACACUGAAGGCUGCCCAGGGAGCCAGGGCAGCCUGGUCUCUGCUGAGUGACCAGCCCAAGGAAGGACCAUCCUCGGCCACUGAGCUGCUAGAGACACUGCUGCGAGGGGAAUCCCUGGGAUUUACACUGGGCCAAGCCCAGGAGUCCAUUGGCAGCUUUGUGGAGGCAGCAGAGGACCUGGCCCAGGAGCUCCUGGCACUUCCUAGCCUGGUGGGGCUGUUGGCACUCCUACGGAGACCCCAAGGGACAGGUGGCCCCCUGGAGGUAGUGGUGGAAGCUCUCUGCAGUGCUAAGGGGCCCAGCAAACCAGAGGGGCCCUCCCUCAACUGGUACGAGGCCAGUGACCUGAAGGAAUUGGUGGGGCAGGAGCCUGUGCAGGCCCUACCCGACCGCAGCUUGAGCCCCGCCUGCACUGAGCUGAUGGGGUCCCUGGACACCCACCCAGUGUCCCGCCUGCUCUGGAGGCGCCUGAAGCCUCUGGUCCUGGGGAAAGUACUGUUUGCACCUGACACACCCUUCACCCGGCAGCUCAUGACCCAGGUGAACCGAACCUUCCAGGAGCUGGCUCUCUUGAAGGACAUCCAGGAGGUGUGGGGGCUGCUGGGACCCCAGCUCUUUGCCUUCAUGAACGACAGUGCAAAUGUUGCCAUGCUGCAGAGGCUCCUGCAAAUCCAGGACAAAGGAAGCAGGCAGCCAGGACCCAGAGGCCGGGACCAGGUGGAGGCCCUUCGUGCCUUUCUGAAUCCCCGCAGUGGCAGCUACAGCUGGCAGGAGGCCCUUGCUGAUGUGGGACACCUGGUGGGCACCUUGGGCCGUGUGAUGGAGUGCGUGACCCUGGACAAGCUGGAGGCUGUGCCCUCGGAGGCUGCCCUGGUGGAGCGGGCCCUGGAGCUAAUCUCCGAGCAUCGUUUCUGGGCUGGCAUUGUCUUCCUGGGACCUGAGGACUUCUCAGUCCCUGGCCAUGUGCGCAUCAAGAUCCGCAUGGACAUCGAUGACGUCACAAGAACCAAUAACAUCAGGGACAGGUUUUGGGACCCCGGUCCGGCUGCUAACCCCCUGAGAGACCUGCGCUAUGUGUGGGGCGGCUUCGUCUACCUGCAGGACCUGCUGGAACGUGCAGCUGUGCAUGUGCUCACAGGCGCCUCGCCCCGUGUCGGCCUCUACCUGCAGCAGAUGCCCUACCCGUGCUAUGUGGACGACGCGUUCCUGCGCGUGCUGAGCCGGUCACUACCGCUGUUCCUGACACUGGCCUGGAUCUACUCUGUGGCGCUGACAGUGAAGGCUGUGGUGCGUGAGAAGGAGACGCGGCUGCGCUACACAAUGCGGGCCAUGGGACUUAGCGGUGCCGUGCUAUGGCUCGGCUGGUUCCUCAGCUCCCUUGGGCCCUUCCUUCUCAGCACCGCAUUGCUUGUGCUGGUGCUCAAGCUCGGGGACAUCCUCCCCUACAGCCAUCCGGUUGUACUCUUCCUGUUCUUGGCGUCUUUUGCUAUGGCCACGGUGGUCCAGAGCUUCUUGCUGAGCGCCUUCUUCUCCCAUGCCAACCUGGCAGCAGCCUGCGGAGGUCUCGCCUACUUUGUGCUCUAUCUGCCCUAUGUGCUGUGCGUGGCCUGGCGGGACCAGCUACCCAUGGGAGGCCGCGUGGCUGCUAGCCUUCUGUCCCCGGUGGCUUUUGGCUUUGGCUGCGAGAGCCUGGCCCUGCUGGAGGAGCAGGGAGAAGGUGCGCAGUGGCACAAUGUGGGCACCGGGCCUGCCGCCGAUGUCUUCAGCUUGGCCCAAGUCUCGGGCCUUUUGCUGUUUGAUGCUGUACUCUACGGCCUCGCCACUUGGUACCUGGAGGCCGUGUGCCCAGGCCAGUAUGGGAUCCCCGAACCGUGGAACUUUCCCUUUCGGAGGAGCUAUUGGUUUGGGACUCGGUCCCCCAAUGGUUCUGCCCCACCCGCUGCCCUGCAGGACCCUGAAGUGCUGGUGGAAGAGGCCCCACCUGGCCUGAUUCCCGGGGUCUCCAUUCGGGGCCUAGAAAAGCGCUUUCCUGGCAACCUGCAGCCAGCCCUGCGAGGGCUCAGCCUGGACUUCUACCAGGGCCACAUCACCGCCUUCCUGGGCCACAAUGGAGCGGGCAAGACCACCACACUGUCCAUCCUGAGCGGCCUCUUUCCACCCACGGGUGGCUCCGCCCGUGUCCUGGGCCACGAUGUCCGGUCCAGCAUGGCAGCCAUCCGACCCUACCUGGGCGUCUGCCCCCAGUACAACGUGCUGUUUGACAUGCUGACCGUGGACGAGCAUGUCUGGUUCUAUGGGCGGUUGAAGGGUCUGAGCGCAGCUGCUGUGGGCCCAGAGCAGGACCGUCUGCUGCAGGACGUGGGCCUCGUCCCCAAGCGGCACACACAGACACGCCACCUCUCAGGUGGGAUGCAGCGGAAGCUUUCAGUGGCCAUUGCCUUUGUGGGGGGCUCCCGAGUUGUUAUCCUGGAUGAGCCCACGGCUGGUGUGGACCCUGCUUCCCGCCGAGGCAUUUGGGAGCUGCUGCUCAAAUACCGCAAAGGUCGCACACUGAUUCUCUCCACCCACCACCUGGAUGAGGCAGAGCUAUUGGGAGACCGAGUAGCAGUGGUGGCAGGCGGCCGCUUGUGUUGCUGUGGCUCCCCACUCUUCCUGCGGCAUCACUUGGGCUCUGGAUACUACCUGACACUGGCAAAAGGUCCCCUAGCCCUGGCUGCCAGCAGAAAGGGUGACACUGCCUUGAAGGACAGCAUGGAUGCCCAGCAGGAGAGGGAACAGAGCAGUACUGCUGGUGCAGUCCAGCUGCUGGCCCUGGUGCAGCGCCAGGUGCCUGGGGCACGGCUGGUGGAGGAGCUGCCCCAUGAGCUGGUGCUGACGCUGCCCUACAAGGGUGCCCUGGAUGGCAGCUUUGCUGGGCUCUUCCAAGAGCUGGAUCAGCGGCUGGAGGAGCUGGGGCUGGCCGGCUACGGGAUCUCUGACACCAGCCUCGAGGAGAUAUUCCUGAAGGUGGUGGAAGAUUGUGCUGUGGCCACAGGCCCAGAGGAUGCAGCCACAGACAGUAGACGGAGGCAGCACCCAUGCUCAGGCAUCGCUCAUCGGGACAUGACCACGCGGUUCCAGGUUCUGCCAGAGGAGGCAGCCCUGGAGGAUGGGGCACUGGCUGGGUCUGCCCCCGAGACACAGGCUCUGCAGGGUUCUGGGCCAGAUGCCGCAGGCCGCUUGCAGGGCUGGGCACUGACCCGCCAGCAGCUCUGGGCCCUGCUUCUCAAACGCUUUCUGCUUGCCUGCCGCAGCCGCCGUGGCCUAUUCGCCCAGAUUGUGCUGCCUGCCCUCUUUGUGGGCCUGGCGCUGGUGUUCAGCCUCAUCGUGCCCCCCUUCGGAUUCUACCCGGCUCUGCAGCUCAGUGCCAGCAUGUAUGGCACCCAGGUAUCCUUCUUCAGCGAGGAUGCCCCGAGGGACCCUGCACGUGCCCGCCUGCUCGAGGCGCUACUGGAGGAGGCGGGAUUGGAGCAGCCUUACCUGAAAAAUAACUCCACCAGGGCACAAGAGUGCGCACAGCCCAGCUGCCAGUUCUCAGUGCCCGAGAUUCCUGCAGACGUGGCCGAGGUCUUGGCCAGAGGCAACUGGACCUCGGAAUCUCCAUCCCCCACCUGUCAGUGCAGCCGGCCAGGUGCCCGGCGCCUGCUGCCUGACUGUCCCACUGCGGCCGGCGGCCCCCCGCCGCCCCAGGCAUCCACCAGUUCGGGCGAAGUAAUCCAGAACCUAACAGGCCGGAACCUGUCGGACUUCCUGGUCAAGACCUACCCACGCCUGGUGCGCCAGGGCCUGAAGACCAAGAAAUGGGUGAACGAAGUCAGGUAUGGGGGCUUCUCCUUGGGGGGCCGAGACCCUGGCCUGCCCUCGGGGCUUGAGGUGAGCCGUUCGGUGGAGGAGUUGCGGGCACUGCUGAGCCCCCAGCCCGGCGGGGCCUUUGAUCGAAUCCUGAACAGCCUCACUGAGUGGGCUCUUGGUCAGGACACUCAGGACAGCCUCAAGAUCUGGUUCAACAACAAGGGCUGGCACGCCAUGGUGGCCUUUGUCAACCGAGCCAACAAUGCUCUCCUACAUGCCCGCCUGCCACCAGGCCACGCCCGCCACAACCAUAGCAUCACCAUGCUCAACCAUCCCCUGAACCUCACCAAGGAGCAGCUGUCUGAGGUCACGUUGAUGGCUUCCUCGGUGGACGUACUUGUCUCCAUCUGUGUGGUUUUUGCCAUGUCCUUCGUCCCGGCCAGCUUCACCCUGGUCCUCAUUGAUGAGCGUGUCACCCGAGCCAAACACCUGCAGUAUGUUGGGGGGCUGCCCCCCACUCUCUACUGGCUUGGCAACUUCCUCUGGGACAUGUGUAACUACUUGGUGCCAGUGUGCAUCGUGGUGCUCAUCUUUCUGGCCUUCCAGCAGAAGGCGUAUGUGGCCCCUGCCAACCUGCCGGCCCUCCUGCUGUUGCUACUCCUGUACGGCUGGGCGAUCACACCACUCAUGUACCCAGCCUCCUUCUUCUUCUCCGUGCCCAGCACGGCAUAUGUUGUACUCACCUGCAUCAACCUCUUUAUCGGCAUCAAUGGCAGCAUGGCCACCUUUGUGCUUGAGCUCUUCUCUGAUCAGAAGUUGCAGGAGGUGAGCCGGAUCCUGAAACGGGUCUUCCUUAUCUUUCCCCACUUCUGCCUGGGCCGGGGGCUUAUCGACAUGGUGCGGAACCAGGCCAUGGCUGAUGCCUUUGAGCGCUUGGGAGAUGGGCAUUUCCAGUCACCCCUGCGCUGGGAGGUGGUCGGCAAGAACCUCUUGGCCAUGGCAAUACAGGGGCCCAUCUUCCUUCUCUUUACGCUCCUGCUGCAGCACCGCAACCGCCUCCUGCCAGAACCCAAGCUGAGGCUGCUGCCCCCCCUGGGAGAGGAGGAUGAGGAUGUGGCUCGUGAACGGGAACGGGUCAUGCAAGGGGCCACCCAGGGGGAUGUGUUGGUCCUGAGGGACCUGACCAAGGUAUACCCUGGGCAGAGGACACCGGCUGUUGACCGCUUGUGCCUGGGGAUCCCCCCCGGUGAGUGUUUCGGGCUCCUGGGUGUGAACGGAGCGGGGAAAACGUCCACAUUCCGCAUGGUGACUGGAGAUAAGCUGCCCAGUGGGGGUGAGGCCGUGCUGGCGGGCCACAGUGUGACCCGGGAUCCAGCUGCAGCUCACCGCUGCAUGGGCUACUGCCCUCAGUCAGAUGCUAUCUUCGAGCUGCUGACUGGCCGUGAGCACCUAGAGCUGUUUGCACGCCUGCGUGGGGUUCCUGAGGCCCAGGUUGCCGAGACAGCAAGGUCGGGCCUGUGCCGCCUGGGCCUCCCUCAGUAUGCAGACCAGCCCGCGGGCACCUACAGCGGUGGCAACAAGCGGAAGCUGGCGACAGCCGUGGCUCUGGUGGGGGACCCGGCUGUGGUCUUUCUGGAUGAGCCAACCACGGGCAUGGACCCUAGCGCGAGGCGCUUCCUCUGGAAUAGUCUCCUGGCCGUGGUUCGGCAGGGCCGCUCCGUGGUGCUCACCUCACACAGCAUGGAGGAGUGUGAAGCGCUCUGCACGCGCCUGGCCAUCAUGGUGAAUGGGCGGUUCCGCUGUCUGGGCAGCACACAGCGCCUUAAAAGCAGAUUUGGGACUGGUCACACGCUGACCCUGCGGGUGCCCUUGUCGAGAUCCGAGUUGGCGGCGGCCUUCGUAGAGGAGGCAUUCCCAGGGGCCGAGCUGAGGGAGGCGCAUGGCGGCCACCUGCGAUUCCAGCUACCGCCGGGAGGGCGCUGCUCCCUGGCGCACGUCUUUGGAAAACUGGCUGCGCACGGCGCCAAGCAAGGCGUGGAGGACUUCUCUGUGAACCAGACCACGCUGGAGGAGGUAUUCCUGUACAUGUCCGAGGAUCAGGGGAAGGAGAACCAGGAGGAGGCAGAAGUGGGGACUGAGCCUGUGCCGGGCCCGCAGCGCCCUAAACUCAUCACCCAGUUCCUUGACAACCACAGUAUGGCUGAGACCGUGCUCUGAGCCUCCCUUCUCUGUGGAGCUGGUGGGAGGCCCUGGGAGUGAAGAAGGCAGAACAGAGGGGUGGGACACGGGACCCAGACUCCCUGGAGGAAAUAAAGAGAAGCCGAUGUGAA
This is a messenger RNA of Phacochoerus africanus (Common warthog), 7723 nucleotides long. RefSeq names its product ATP binding cassette subfamily A member 7 (gene ABCA7). Gene Ontology annotation, biological process: cholesterol efflux; transmembrane transport; phospholipid efflux. Gene Ontology annotation, molecular function: apolipoprotein A-I receptor activity; phosphatidylcholine floppase activity; phosphatidylserine floppase activity. Lineage: Eukaryota; Metazoa; Chordata; Mammalia; Artiodactyla; Suidae. The record is from RefSeq and is a predicted model, not a curated record. Gene Ontology annotation, cellular component: intracellular membrane-bounded organelle; membrane. Bases 1173 to 7610 code for a protein of 2145 amino acids. The transcript is spliced from 46 exons.